UUAUCUGCUUCUACUGACUCAUGGUCUCACAUGGAUCCUUGUGGAUAAGAGAUGAGAUUUAACCUUAAAAAGGCACAAGUCCCAGUUUUAGAUGUAGUUUCAUGACACAUCAAUUUUAUGAACUUGCCAUUACCCUCUGUUGCUCCGUCUUAUCUGACUCUAACCAAUCACCAGCCUGCCAAUGGAUUAAAGGAUGGCCAACUGAAAAUGAUCAAAUUGUCCUCUGGAAAAUCGGGAGGCCAGCCAAAGCAGCCUGUCAAAUUGAUAGGGGUAAAAAGGUCAUCUGAUUCAGUUAUCUGAUUUAUCUUGUGCGUAGCCAAUAUCUUUUCUGAUUUUAAGAAAGUUGGGAUAGAGCACAGAGUCUCACAGUAAGAGCGGUAACAGAUAUGGCAAUAAGCCCGGACUACGGAGCUUUCAUGGAGAAGUUUGUGCUGAAACCGAGCUCUUCAUCUGAUCAACUUCCCUUGCAUAGUCUCACCUUUGCUGUUAAAGAUAUAUUUGAUGUGGAUGGAUAUGUGACUGGUUUUGGCAAUCCGGAUUGGGCAAGGACUCAUUCAGCUGCCACAGCAACCGCUCCUGCUGUUUUGGCUGUACUAAGAGGAGGAGCCACUUGUGUUGGUAAAGUUAUUAUGGAUGAAAUGGCAUAUAGUAUAAAUGGAGAAAAUGCACAUUAUGGAACGCCUACAAAUCCUUCUGCUCCAGAUCGUGUACCUGGAGGAUCUUCUAGUGGGUCUGCUGUUGCAGUAGGUGCAAAGCUUGUAGACUUCUCCUUAGGAUCUGACACCGGAGGAAGUGUAAGAGUACCAGCAUCAUAUUGCGGUAUUUUGGGGUUUCGACCUUCACAUGGUGUUGUUUCUGUUUCAGGAGUUAUUCCAAUGGCUCAGAGUUUUGAUACUGUGGGAUGGUUUUCUAGGAAUCCAGUGAUUUUGAAACAUGUUGGACGCCUUCUACUUCAAUUGCCUGAUGUGGAUCGAACCAAACCAAAUCAGAUAUUUAUUGCAGAAGAUUGUUUCCAGCUUUCAAGCAUUCCAAAAAAGCGAGUUAGUCAAGUUCUCGUUAAAUCAGUGGAGAAGUUAUUUGGGGGUGAUAUUGUGAAACAUGUAAACCUUGGGGAUUAUGUUGAGGACAAAGUUCCAAGUUUGAGGCAUUUCAUGAGUAAAGAAAUCAAAGAGCAAGAGUAUAAUAUAGCACCCUUGGCAGCCCUCUCAAGUGCCAUGCGGAUGCUUCAAAGGUAUGAAUUCAAGACUAACCAUGGUGAAUGGGUUACUACUGUCAAACCUGAUUUUGGUCCAGGCCUAAAAGAACGAAUAUGGGAAGCUGUUCGAUCAACAGAAGAAAAUAUUGAUGCCUUCCAAUCUGUGAGGACAGAAUUACGUGCUGCCCUUACAAAUCUUCUAGAGGAGUUCGGAAUCAUUGCUAUCCCUACAGUUCCAGGGGUCCCACCGAAACUAAAUACAGAUCCAACUACUCUGGAAAUUUUUCGUGCCAAGGCUUUUAGCUUGCUCUCAAUCACUGGAGUAUCAGGAUUCUGUCAGGUCCUCCUCUCUUGCUCUUUUUAUUGUGUGAGUAUACCACUAGGCAUGCAUGAUGGUCUUCCUGUAUCCAUUUCACUGUUAGCAAAACAUGGUUCGGAUGUUUUCCUGCUAAAUGUUGUUGAAACCCUUUAUGACACUCUCCAAGAAGAGGUCUGCAAUAUCUGAAACAUAACGUGCCAGAGUUGCCUUAAAUAAAACACGGUGAGAGAUUAUACUGUUUGUUAAUUCUUUUAUUACCACUUGACAUAACUUCUCUUUUUCUUUUCAAAGUUGAACUAGUAAUGUCAAUGACAUUUUACCUGCAAACUAAGUGCAUCCUUUACUCCUUGCAACUGAGUAGUGCAGAAUCAUGAAACUUCAACAUCUCCAGCUCCUACAUCCACAUAAGUACCGAGUCAGAUUUGCAAGUUCAGAAUAUGCAAGAAAUCAUUCUUGCAGACUAUUUAGGAUUGAUUUUGUACUGUAUAAUAUGAAACAUGUAACUUGCUGAACUUUGUUAUUUUAUUUUAACUUAUUUAUAUAUGGGGAAAUGUAUAUGCAAA
Molecule: messenger RNA, 2077 nt
Organism: Ricinus communis (castor bean)
Lineage: Eukaryota; Viridiplantae; Streptophyta; Magnoliopsida; Malpighiales; Euphorbiaceae
Product: amidase 1
Exons: 9
Coding region: 387-1700 (437 amino acids)
Source: RefSeq, a predicted model, not a curated record